Messenger RNA from Megachile rotundata (alfalfa leafcutting bee), 4503 nucleotides. RefSeq lists its product as uncharacterized. The record is from RefSeq and is a predicted model, not a curated record. Gene Ontology annotation, biological process: anatomical structure morphogenesis. NCBI's taxonomy places the organism in Eukaryota, Metazoa, Arthropoda, Insecta, Hymenoptera, Megachilidae.
GCUGCUAUCCAAUUAACUUUAACCUCCACUUUGAAGGUCACCACUUUUGGUUGCACCGAGGCAUGACUCUCGUUGCCAGAACGAAGAGUCUGAAGCAGGAACAUGCGUGCCUUCAAUUAAUAACGCAAUCAUUCAAUCGACGCAUUGAACCGCGCUAGCUACGACUUCACAGUGAUCAUCAGUGCGAUUAAUUAGACGACGUAUGUAUAAAUUCGAUACACGAACGAUGAAAAAUUCUAAUAUUUAUAGAAAUAGAAUGGAAGUUUUCGGAGAUACGAUUAGUGGAGUUUCGUGUUCGCGAGUAUACAAAGAUAAUCGCGGAAUGAGUCACUCUUUCUUGAGGGCCCGGCUUCGCGAAGCGUGACACGUCCUAGCUUUGUUGUUUACGUUUAACUGAUUCUAUGCUCGUUACGUAAGUAUCCUUUUAGUACCGUUCCACGUAGUACGUUCGAAACCGUGGCGAUUCGAUGCAUUUGGAAUAAUUCGUAAACGGAACUAGAAAUGCCUAGAAAGCCGCGCGCGACCAUUGAAAAUGAUUAAUAUAUCGAGUAAUCGUUAAUCGGUUGAACCUCGAUACGUUUCAAUCGUUUCUCUCUACAAUCUUCGAUCACGAAGUUCUUUCCUAUCUUUUUUUUCUUGUUUCGAGUAGUUUCGCACUAAAGUCGUGUCACGCGAUUUUGUUAUUAGGAUUGAUCGAAUCGGUGCGAUCGAGUCCGUGACUCUGAAUCGAACGCGCCUAACGAACAAAGGUAUCUGUCGUUCGAGCAUCGCGUUAUACUCAUUACCAAGCUGAAGAACAAUAUGCUGCGAAUGUACGCUCCAAGAGUUUCUUUAUGUCUAUGAAUAGAUGUAGAGGCACGAGGGUAGGAGAAGUAACGAACAGAGAAACGGUUCUAACGUAAUCGCAACCGGCUUUGGAGAGCUCUCUUUACAUUUUGUAUAAGAGAGUAGUGCCGCUCGAUGGUAUCCUCAGUCAAGUCCGGAUCAUCGAAUAUUCAAUGAAAUUUCGUCGGCCAAGUGUUCCGUUUUAAUAGUACUUGAUCGAACACGGCGAAAACCAUCGCGUUUCAGAAGUUGAUCUAAUAUCGAUAAAAGUUGAUUUGUACGCGUAUACUAACCGGUGAAGUUGGUUCGGUCAGGGCGACGGAUCGUUAUCGAUGACACCGAAAUGCUCGGACAACGAGAACAUCGUACAUUUUUAUCGACUUUAUUUUACGUCGUCAAUGUCCUCUACCGAUGUUCACGAUUCCCUUGUCUGACGAUCGAUAAUCGUCUAGCAAUCGUUACCAAUGAUUGUUAUAGGAGGAUAUCGAUCGGUUCGAAAUUGGCCGAUACGGACGUUACGUUUCAAUCGACUGCAAGCAGUUUAACGGAAUGCGAAGAACAGUGUUCGAAACUUGGAAACGUUUGCGAAGCAUUUUCAUUUGGCGUCGGCGUAAAAGGUAACGGUAGUUGUUCGAUCACCGAUCGAACACCACCGUUUGAAAAUUUAUCGACUCAUCCAGAUUACGACGUUUACGUGAAAAAGCAAUGGAUUUCGCCACAGUGCGAUUCCGACUACCUCUACGGAAGCUUUAGAUCAGAAACAGGAGCUCGUUUAACUAAAACCGAUGAAACGAGUAACGAACAGAACGUCGCAAAUACUAACGGUACCUCGUCAACCUUCAUACCAUGGCCUUUUUUCCUAUCUGUACCACCGAUUAACGCCAAAUCACUUUCCAGAAGCAGAGAAGACACGGCAAAUUACAAACUUCUCGGUAUCUAUGAUCAAUCUAUCAAUCACCACGGACGUUUUCUUUCCGGUGACGACAGUCGUAAUAGAAUUCUAGACAGUCUUGCGAAUAGAAAUGAAAGAACAGCAUCGAGCAGUCUUUUCGUUAGAAUUUGUCAUCGGAAAAUACAAGCUGGCAAGAAGAUGGUAAAACUACUCGCUGAACGUGUGAUAAAUUGCGAGAAGCUUCAAGAUUGUUGUCGGGCUUGUGCUUACGAAAAAUCUUUCGUUUGCAGAGGUUUUAAUCACAGACACGGAACGGACGAUUCCCGAUGUACGUGCGAAUUGACGUCGGCUUCGUAUUCUCGCAUGGACGCCGACGACGAUUUCUUAGUUGACACCGACUACGAUUAUUACGAGAGAGAACAGAAUUGUCUGCCUUCGACGCAAUUCGACGAUGGAUCGCGCUGGAAGAAUGAUCCUUCUGAACAUUACGAGCGGACUAAACCGGAAACGUGGUUGAACGCGAAAAACGCGAACGAAGAUCGUUACCAUGUAUCGUCGUCCGCGAUAGAUCAUCAUACACCGAAUCGUGAACUCGAUUACGGACCCGCACGAUUCCAACAAUUCCAUUACGAGGAUUCUCUCGGUUUCAUUCCCCAGGAAAACACUCGAAACCGGAACGUUAACUGGAAACAACGUUUUCAAAAUCACUAUCCUGAUUUCGUCGACCACGAUACGUUUCCCGAAUAUCCUGUAAAUUACGAUAAAGUAUCUUACUCGGACGCAAGAUCUCCGAGUUCGAUUAAACCUCGACUCGAAAAUCGACUUCUGUUCGGACAAAAUAGAUUUUCCGUUUCGAACACGGACGAAUACCCCGAUGGAAGACAUCUGAAUUACGGUAACGCGUUCGGAUACAACGACAACUACGUAUCCGCUAAAAAGCAAUCGGUUCACGAAGAACGCGAUCAGCUAUCAACGACACGAAAAUGUUCGAUCAAAACUAUCACCGGUUCGAAAUUGAGCAGAAACGUGUUACGAAAAACUUGCUUGACGCACGAUUUCGAACAAUGCGAACAACUGUGUACGAACGAAACAGACUUCCCUUGCGAAAGUUUCGCUUACAGGUACCACGCGUUAAUUACCGAUCCGACCGAUAAUUGUUUAUUAAGCGAUCUCUCCUACCAAAAUAUCAAUUUUUAUACAGAUAUUGAACCUGAUCGCGAUUACAAUAGUUACAUAUUUAUACGAGAUCCAAAGAAGAUUCGCUAUUCGAAACACUCGACGAACCUGCACCCUUCGGAAGAGUGUUUCUCAAGAAUUCGAAGCGGAUACGCCAUUCCCACUGAUAUCACGAAACAAUUGUUGUUCGUUGGUGAUUUGGGAGAAUGUCAGUUCGCGUGUACAAGGUCCCAAGAGUUUGUCUGCAAAAGUCUCGUUUUUAAAUACGCGACAGAAUCGGAACAUCGUAGCCGAGUCGACGAACGCGAACCUCCGAAUUGUUUCUUGACCGAUUCGUCUUCGGAACAAAUCAAUCCCGUCGAUAUGUUCGACAUGGAUGGGGCCGAAUUAUACGAGCGAAACAGCUUUCCUUACGAUCGCGAAAAGCAUCCGCAUUCGUAUUCGUUCCCGUUGUCGACGUCGAAUAUCCUUUCACCCGGUAACACCGAAGAAUCGUCGUCGAUUCGUACGGAUGAGCGUUGUUAUUUCGAGCAUCACAGGCCAUGUAAAUUAAUGCCUCAUGCGAUAAUAUCUUCGACGAGGACUAUCACGAAACCAGAGUGCCAACAAAGAUGUUCGACAACGAGAAACACAGCCGCAACGCCUUGCAUGUCUUUCAAUUAUAUAAUAAACGCCGACAACGCCGGAGAUAAUUGUUUGUUCAGCGAUAUAUCGAUGCAAGAUCUAAGACCAAAUCUGGACUAUGUUUACGACAAUGGCCAUCUGCUAUACUCGUGGAAAGAUUUUGAUCCGUAUUGCAGCGUACCGACGAAUCAUUUUCACGCGAUAAACGUUACACCGGCUGCGGCGUUCGAAAAACACGAUCGUCCAUAUUGGUUCACGACAUCGAAUCGAUCGAGGCCGCAGGUUCAUCCGUUCAACGCCGAUAUUCCAAUUGCCAUUCGCGACCCUACCACUCGAGCUGAAACUACCAAGUUUCAAUUCGAAUCUUAUCGACACAAUUUCGAUCACGACUCGAAUAAUAUCGAGAACGGAUCUCUAUACGGCUCUACCGGUUUCGAACGUGAUUUCACGUUUCAUCGCUCGAAAGAGCUUUCCACGUUUCAACGGUACACGGUAAAUGGUUAUCCUUGCAAAAACGCCACUGUUUGUCAACGAAACGAAAUUACUGGAUUUUGGUCUUGCGAAAUCGAACAAGGUGAACACGGUAGUUGGGAUUAUUGUUGCGAACCUGACCAUCGAUGUGGAUUUUCUCGAGGAUAUCAUUAUCCCUGGUGUUACGUGGGCAUGAACGAAGAUCAAUGGAGGCCUUGUAGCGAAACAUAUUAUCCAUAUUUUUUAUCGAAAAAUCGUUCGCUGUAUCGUCAAUCGCCAAAAUAUAUUGCUCGCCAUUGGCCAGUGAUUUACUUUCACGAAAUGCAACCGCCAAACUGCUCUAUGGAUAAUUCAAAUAAUCGAAUUUCCUACCUAAAUCAACGAUUUACCAAGAUUCGUAGAAAUCGUCUACAUUAGAGUAAAUCGAUUGCCCAUUCAGUCUAUUGCUUUCGCAUUACAAAUCUAUGUUUUGUACUCGCAUUAAUUAUAAAUAAACGUUUAUAACUAAUCCUGUA